Diplodia corticola is the source of this 270-nucleotide messenger RNA. Its product is annotated as conidiation-specific protein. The record is from RefSeq and is a predicted model, not a curated record. The coding region runs from base 1 to 270 and encodes 89 amino acids. The transcript has 3 exons. NCBI's taxonomy places the organism in Eukaryota, Fungi, Ascomycota, Dothideomycetes, Botryosphaeriales, Botryosphaeriaceae.
AUGGCCGACAACACAAACACCGGCACCAACCGCCGCCGCUCGUCCGCAUCCGAGCGCUUUGCUUCCCUCCAGGCCCACAAGCGGGACGCGGGCAACGAGCGUGCAUCUGCUGCGCGCGCAAGCUUCUCCGACCAGCGGCCUGCCCCCGGCUUCCUCGGCAAGAUGUGGAACGACUUCACCCGCGGCCCUGCAACAACAUCCAAUUCGAAUGCCGCUGGAGCCGGGGCUGGGACUGGGAGUGCAUCCGGCGCCAGCAGCGGCACCAAGUAG